CAUGAAUAUAUUGUAAAAAAAAACACAUUGGGAGUGAGACCUCACCUUGAUCCAGCGAACGUGGAUUUGUGCUUAGGGCAAGAUCAUCGUUCACAAUUAGCGAUCUUUGAUGAUAUCACUUUUUCCCCUUCAUUGAAGCGACUCAAGCUCCUUUUCUCACUCUGCGGCUGUAACACUCAACGAAGUUGCUCUCCCAGCUGAGCCUAGGCUAACAUUCAUCUUUGUAAGCUUUUACUUAGUUUGUAUAUUGAAUUUGAAAGGAAAAUGUGUGUUUUGUUUUUGGCGAACUUUUUCCAUGGUGCUAAUCUGUGGAAGCUACUCACAUGGAAAAAUCUAAUUGUACAACAUUUUAAAUGUAUUCAUUUUGUAUAUUAAACUUACCACGAUUUGAGAGCUCAAUAAAUUGAAGAACAGUACGCCUCAUGUUUGGAGUAAUUGUUUUUGGGUUAGCUGGCUGUGUAGCCGAUAGCUCACUCUCACACACAGCAACAAACGGGAGGGGGUUAGCGCUGCUGCGCCAAGCCGCUUCUGGCUGCAUUUUUGACACAAGAAAAAUAGCGAAUACCGUCCUACGGUCUGACGGAAAAUUUGAGUGGUUUUGAAACCGCGACGUUUUCACACCACGGUAAACCGUGAAACCGGUAACCGGCACAUGCCUAAUGACGCGACUGUUUCAUUUUUAAAUGAUGACAAUGGUGACGUUAUAUAUUUUAGAGCAGGGGUCUCCAAACUACUGCCCGCGGGCCGGGUGCGGCCCGACUCCACAUUUGGUCUGGCCCGUGUUACUGUCUCUCUUCCCUUCACUGCCGUGUACACGAGUCACUUUUUCCUCCUUUCACUUCCGUGCGGUUCGUUCCUCAAGCUGCCGUCCUGUUUAAUGGAAAUCCAAGUGUUGUGUGUGAAUGAGAGAGAUGAGAGUUGCUCUCAGUUCUUUCCGCAUCCUCAGUUUGCUCAUCCCCAGACGGUUGGAAAACCUGCAGAGAAGGGGCUUGAGCGCCGCGCCUAUGCGUCUGGUGCAGUUUCAUCGCCUCAAUGAUGGGGGUGUUAGAGUGGGAGUGGAACAGGGCGAAGGCCUCGAUGUGGUUGACCUGAAGGCGUUCGACCCCUCCGUGCCUUGCACGAUGAAAGAGCUUCUGGAGAUGGGAGACGAAGGGCUGGAGCGUGCACGCAGGGCAGUCUCGUCUGGCCAGUGCGUGCUGAAGCGCUCCGACGUCAGACUCUUGUCUCCCAUUUUAUCCCCGGAGAAGUUGGUGUGUGUGGGUCUGAACUACCGGGACCACUGCCUGGAACAGAACGCUCCUAUCCCUAAGGAGCCCAUCAUCUUCAACAAGUUCCCCAAUGCCAUUACAGGACCCUUCCAUGACAUUGUUCUUCCUUCGGAGAGCCAGGUGAGUUAA
Molecule: messenger RNA, 1397 nt
Organism: Corythoichthys intestinalis (scribbled pipefish)
Lineage: Eukaryota; Metazoa; Chordata; Actinopteri; Syngnathiformes; Syngnathidae
Gene: fahd2a
Product: fumarylacetoacetate hydrolase domain containing 2A
Exons: 3
Coding region: 903-1397 (164 amino acids)
Molecular function (GO): catalytic activity
Source: RefSeq, a predicted model, not a curated record